CAGGUCGGAGUCGCGGUGCCCGGAAGACCCGGCUCCGGGGCGCAGACCUCGCCCGGGCUGGCUGCGUGCCGGGCCUUCGGGCUUCCACUCAGUCUUUGACCCUGUGUCCCCACGCGGCCCCCCCGCGGCCCGCACCGCCGUAACCGCUGCCCGGGCUGCUUCCUGCUCCGUUUCGAGCGCGGCCGGCAAAGAGCGCGGCGCGGCGGGGCCGGCGGCAUGGCUGUGUCCUGGAGGAGCUGGCUCGCCAACGAAGGGGUUAAACACCUCUGCCUGCUCAUUUGGCUUUCCCUGAAUGUCCUGCUUUUCUGGAAAACCUUCUUGCUGUAUAACCAAGGGCCAGAGUAUCAUUACCUCCACCAGAUGUUGGGGCUAGGAUUGUGUCUAAGCAGAGCCUCUGCAUCUGUUCUUAACCUCAACUGCAGUCUUAUCCUUUUACCCAUGUGUCGAACACUCCUGGCUUACCUGCGAGGAUCCCAGAAGGUUCCAAGCAGGAGAACCAGAAGAUUGUUGGAUAAAAGCAGAACAUUCCAUAUAACCUGUGGUGUUACUAUCUGUAUUUUCUCAGGUGUGCACGUGGCUGCCCAUCUGGUGAACGCCCUCAACUUCUCAGUGAAUUACAGUGAGGAUUUCGUUGAACUGAAUGCAGCGAGAUACCGAGAUGAGGAUCCUAGAAAACUUCUCUUCAUGACUGUUCCAGGCCUAACAGGGGUCUGCAUGGUAGUGGUGCUAUUCCUCAUGAUUACAGCCUCUACAUAUGCAAUAAGAGUUUCUAAUUAUGAUAUCUUCUGGUAUACUCAUAAUCUCUUCUUUGUCUUCUAUAUGCUGCUGAUGUUGCAUGUUUCAGGAGGGCUGCUGAAGUAUCAAACUAAUUUAGAUACCCACCCUCCUGGCUGUAUCAAUCUUAACCGAAUCUGCUCUCAGAAUAGUUCCUUACCAGAAUAUCUCUCAGAACGUAUUCAUGAAUCUUCCCCUGGAGGAUUUGCAAAAUCAGAAGUGCUUACCCAGAACACAUUUGUGAAGAUUUGUGUGGAAGAGCCCAGGUUCCAGGCUAAUUUUCCACAGACUUGGCUUUGGAUUUCUGGGCCUUUGUGCCUAUACUGUGCUGAAAGACUUUACAGAUGUUUCCGGAGCAAUAAGCCAGUCACAAUCAUAUCAGUCAUAAGUCAUCCCUCAGACGUCAUAGAAAUCCGAAUGAUCAAAGAAAAUUUUAAAGCAAGACCUGGCCAGUAUAUUAUUCUACAUUGUCCCAGAGUGUCUGCAUUAGAAAACCAUCCAUUUACCCUCACAAUGUGUCCUACUGAAACCAAAGCAACAUUUGGGGUUCAUCUUAAAGUAGUAGGAGACUGGACAGAACGAUUUAGAGAUUUGCUACUGCCUCCAUCUAGUCAAGACUCUGAGAUUCUGCCCUUCAUUCAAUCUAGAAGUUAUCCCAAGUUGUACAUCGAUGGCCCAUUUGGAAGUCCAUUUGAGGAAUCACUAAACUAUGAGGUUAGCCUCUGCGUGGCUGGAGGCAUUGGAGUAACCCCAUUUGCAUCAAUACUCAACACCCUGCUGUACUUUCCUUGGCUGUGCAAAAACUUUGAGACAGAAAAAAUUUUAGUAAAUCUAUUCAUGUUUAUGUCCUCUCAGUUUUGGCAUGAGAACAGACCUGACUACGUCAACAUCCAGCUGUACCUCAGUCAAACAGAUGGGAUACAGAAGAUAAUUGGAGAAAAAUACCAUGCACUGAAUUCAAGACUUUAUAUUGGACGUCCUCGGUGGAAACUUCUGUUUGAUGAAAUAGCAAAAUGUAACAGAGGGAAAACAGUUGGUGUUUUCUGUUGUGGACCCAAUUCAAUUUCCAAGACUCUUCAUAAACUGAGUAACCAAAACAACUCAUAUGGGACAAGAUUUGAAUACAAUAAAGAAUCUUUCAGCUGAAAACCUUUCCCAUGAACCAGGAGUCUAAAAAAGGAAUGAGUGCAAUUUCUAAGACUUUGAAACUCAGCUGAAUCAAACAGCUGUGGUGUGUCAAAAAGUACCAAGGUUGUCAUAUUUAUGAUUAUUUAAAAUGGAAAUACAGACAAUGUGGCAAGAUGACAGGUCAUAUUACAUGUUUAAUCUGGAAACCAAAGAGGCCCUGGAGAAUAUUUAAUGUGAUGAUUCACUUUUCAUUUCUCAAAUUAAAAGAAAAUUAUUAGAUGCACACUGUUGAUUUUUAUGGCAGAUUUAAGAACUCCCUAGUGAGGAGCUGAGCUUGCUCACCCUGAGGCUGAUAGCCAUGGUCCUCUUUAAAUUGUUUUUGAUUGAACAAAGAUGCAAGAUUGAACAAAAUUAAAAAUUCAUUGAAACUCA
Messenger RNA from Propithecus coquereli (Coquerel's sifaka), 2334 nucleotides. RefSeq names its product NADPH oxidase 4 (gene NOX4). Gene Ontology annotation, molecular function: superoxide-generating NAD(P)H oxidase activity. NCBI's taxonomy places the organism in Eukaryota, Metazoa, Chordata, Mammalia, Primates, Indriidae. The record is from RefSeq and is a predicted model, not a curated record. The coding region runs from base 217 to 1920 and encodes 567 amino acids. Gene Ontology annotation, biological process: defense response; superoxide anion generation. Gene Ontology annotation, cellular component: NADPH oxidase complex; plasma membrane. The transcript is spliced from 18 exons.